Molecule: messenger RNA, 900 nt
Organism: Trichoderma harzianum CBS 226.95
Lineage: Eukaryota; Fungi; Ascomycota; Sordariomycetes; Hypocreales; Hypocreaceae
Exons: 1
Coding region: 1-900 (299 amino acids)
Biological process (GO): regulation of DNA-templated transcription
Molecular function (GO): DNA-binding transcription factor activity, RNA polymerase II-specific; zinc ion binding
Source: RefSeq, a predicted model, not a curated record
AUGGCUUCCUCUUACACCAAUUGCAUGCCAGGCCGCAAGCUCAAAGACUCUUGCGAUCCAUGUUCAGCAUCUAAAUUGAGAUGCAACAAACAGAAGCCCACUUGUGCUCGCUGCACCGCGCUAAGUCAGCACUGCUCCUACAGUCCAGCACGACGUGCAGGCCGACCACAUCGCGUACGGGAGAAGAGCCAGCAGCAAUGCCCAGAAAUAACAGUGGAAACAACCAUAACUCCUGUGGAGACUUCCGAUCAAAGUGUUGAUAUGAGCCUCGACACUGCAACAUUACUUGUCAUGCAAUCCGAAAGACAUAACCAGAUUAAUGAACAACAGCAACAACAACAACCGGCUGAAUCCUUGUCUCGCCAAGUUUCCGUUCCCAUCCAUGACACAAGGGAGGACUGUACUAGAGUUGCGAUAUCCAUACUGGAACAACUAGAUAUUGCGAGAAGGCAGCCAGGCCUUACUAACGUCAACUCAGCAACCACGGAUGCGUGCCAACGGCUACUGACCAUACUAGUCUGUCCAUGUUCCGAGAAGCCAGGUGUAGCGCUGCUCGUGGCUUGCGCAUGCAUUUCUCUCAUGGACACGGUUCACCACUGCCACGCAUCUCAAACCGCAACAAUUCCAGAUCUUUCGGCCAGCACCACAACCACACCUGGUACCGAGAAGGACAUAUCGAAUUGGCCAAGGGCUUCAUCUUCGCACAAUAGCCAAGGUAGUGUGGAACAGUUAGCAAAGAUUGCCAGACUCAUCUUGCAAUUCACAGAUAGAUAUGCUCAAGAACCAAAAGGUGGAAACGGUUGGGCGCAGACAACCUGGUUGGUUGCGCCGAUUGCAGCGUUACUUCGAUUUAGAUUACAAUCUGUCACGCAUCAGGCGGCGAGACGUUUGGUCUUCUGA